CUACAACCACAUUCAAUCGUGCAUGGUAUAUUCAAACCUCUGAAGAACGUCACUCGAUCUGAAUGUAGAAACCCAAUUUGGGGAAAUUACAAAAUCGGAAACGCAGUAUGCAUUUACCCUUCUGCUACAAAUAAAAACGGACUUGAAAUUAAACAGAUUUCAUUAAAAGCAAAUGAAUUCAGCGCGUUUAAUAUUACGUAAUGAUCAUCAGUGCUCCCUCAGCACAAAACUGCGCUUUCAUAAACAUACAAGUGAAUAAAUAUAUAUUUUGUUUAGAGCUGUCAUUCUGUUUCUAACUGCUGAGGAAGACUCCGUAGUCAAAAUGAUAUUUUGUCGUACAACCUUUCUUUUUCGGAUUAUUUUCAUAGAUUGGUAUAUUUUCUCUCAUGCUGAGGCAUCACCAGACACCAAACGACUUGCGAAAGAUUUGUUCAGAGAUUAUGAUAGUGUAAUUAUGCCGAUAAAACGGCAUAAUGAUGUAAUGAACAUGACAGUGAGAUUUAUACCAAGAGGGAUAACCGAUUUUAACGAGGUGACUGGUCAGAUAUCCAUAGCAAUGGGGGUAGACGUCCGGUGGAUAGACCAGUACUUACCAUGGCCCCCGGAUAAAUACGGCAAUGUGACACACCUUGUGGUUCCCGAGGAUCUAAUGUGGACGCCAGCAAUAUCCAUAGCCAACCCCACUGACCGCAUUCCAAUUUUUCCAGAGGAUUUGUUUUCCGUCAGAAUUUAUUUCAACGGUCAGGCAAUAUGGUUAAAAGGUGGAACUGUAAGAACUAUGUGCAAGCCAAACUUAAGAUAUUACCCAUUUGAUGAGCACACGUGUUAUGUGCAGUUCAUCACUCUCGACCACGUAUACAACGAAAUUCGACUUCUAGCUGAAUUAAAAUCGGAUGUGUAUGAGAACUUUGGAGAAUGGGAUAUCUACGAGAGUGAGGCCUACUCCAGUUUACUUGAUCUAUUUUCUUGUGCUGUCUACAAAUUCAAAAUUAGAAGGCGCCCCGAGUUUUCAGUUUUAAGUAUAUGCAUUCCGAUUCUGUGCUUGGGGUUACUGAACGCGUGUGUAUUUUUGAUCCCACCAGAAUGUGGGGAGCGGAUCUCCUUCGCUAUUACGGUCCUCCUCUCGUUUGCAGUCUUUAUGACCAUUGUAAGUGCAAUAAUGCCCAAAAAUACCGACCCCGUUCCGAUUCUGUGUUAUGUCCUGAUGCUGAUGCUACUGGAGAGUGGGGUCAUUGUCGCAGUGACCAUUUUAGGACUUCGUCUGUACUACAAACCCGAACACCAGAAGGUACCAAAUUGGCUUCAAAGUCUGAUAUGUUCUAAAAGAAAUCCUACGACUCCCUCAGCGUCCAAUGACAUCAUCGACAACAAUCAAGUACGUUUCGUUCAAGAGGACACCAAAGGCGAAUUCUUGAAAUGGGUUCAUGUUGGACGUGCCUUCGAUUAUCUCUGCUUUGUCAUUUCAUUUUGUUCAUUUAUUAUAUCUGUGUUUUCUUAUGUAAUCAUAGUUAGCACAAAUUAGGUAUUUUAUCAUAUAUAUACAUAUAUAUAUAUAGAGAGAGAGAGAGAGAGAGAGAGAGAGAGAGAGAGAGAGAGAGAGCGCACAUAAAAAAGUCCAUGGUAUAGGCAACAAGUAGAAAAAAUAUAUCCGACAAUGACUAAGUACACAUGAUCCACCACACUUAGCGCCUUUGCGUGUUCUUCGGUUCUUCACAGUGUAACAAUUUUUUAAGAAAUGACUAAGACAACAAGAGUACAAUGUACUUAAUGUUAUCAAAUACAAUGUUACCGUGUUACAUGUAACUUGUUGGAUUUAUUUUUUCUAUAUAUACAUGUAGAAAGUUAUGCAUGCUGGUUCCAAGGUCAUUUAAAUCAAAAUGUGUAUAUACAUGUAUAUAUUAUACAGUAUAUUUAUUAGUCGUACAACUUCCGCUUAUCUCAGUACAAUCCUGCAUUUCACAAUGAAUUUUAGCAUAUAGAUUCAAAUCGACAUCAUAGCUACAUUUUAUGAAAUAUGUGUCCGUUCUGUGUAUCGACAUAAAUAAAAAGAAGAUUGCCUACA
This is a messenger RNA of Ostrea edulis (European flat oyster), 2062 nucleotides long. RefSeq names its product acetylcholine receptor subunit alpha-like 2. The record is from RefSeq and is a predicted model, not a curated record. Lineage: Eukaryota; Metazoa; Mollusca; Bivalvia; Ostreida; Ostreidae. The coding region runs from base 323 to 1522 and encodes 399 amino acids. Gene Ontology annotation, cellular component: synapse; neuron projection; membrane. Gene Ontology annotation, molecular function: extracellular ligand-gated monoatomic ion channel activity; neurotransmitter receptor activity; transmembrane signaling receptor activity. Gene Ontology annotation, biological process: chemical synaptic transmission; nervous system process; regulation of membrane potential. The transcript has a single exon.